GCAGGUGAUCUGCCUACCUUGGCCUCCCAAAGUGCUGAGAUUACAGGAGUGAGCCACCAUGCCUGGCCUCAGCUCACUUUUUUACCACUGCGCUUGAUUGCCUCCAGGAACAAAGACCACUGUGCAAUUUUCUGACUACCGAAUCUUUCUGACAUUUGUUUUUCAAUGAAAAAGUCAUGAUUUAGGGGGAAAUUGCAUACUGAAUGAAAUUAUAUGUACAGUGUGGAUAUGCUCUUAAAUCAAUCUUUUUUUCUAAACUAACUCAUAUUGUUAUACUUUACUUUCAUUUUUUUAUUCCUGUUGGCCAUAUAAUUCUUUUGUGCUCUUCUCAAGCAUCCUAGAACAGUAUCCUCUCCCACCAUUUUUCUCCAUGUUAGGCUUUCCUGUCCAAGAUUACAGUGGCAUAGGACAAAUGGCAAUAUUCAUCACUCUCCACCAAAAAGUGCUUCUGCGUCCGCGUGCGAUUGACAUUCAUUUCCCUGAUCUUGGCAGGUGAAGAUCCAUUACGUAUCUUUGUCCCAUUUCCCAGGAGUAUUUAUGGGCCCCAUCAGCAAAGACAGUGAGAGCUGCAGCUGUUCAAGCAUUAGUGGCACCAGGAUGGAAAGUGUGUUACUGAAGUUAGACUCUGCAUUAGAUUGUACCAUACAUUUUUCAUAGUUAUGAUGGAGAGAAAAUCUUUUAACCCAUGUAAGUAAUCAGACACAUUGUUGAGAAAUUCUCUCUCAUGCAUCAGCAUUUUUUUUUCUUUUUUAUUCAAGAUCUCUAUAAGAGGAAACAAAAAGGGAAAUAUGCAUGACCACUACACAUAGUACUGAAAUGUAAGGUUCUCAACAUAUAUUUAUAGGAAGGAAUAUGGGUUUUUAAAGCCCAAUAUGUUGGUACAUAUAUAAUAAGCCCUCUGGAAGAUCUACAAUUACUUAGCCUAUUAUUGGAGUCUGUACUUAAAAAUAACGUCAGGAGUUUCUACUCAGCUGAGGAACUGGCACGUAAGAACUACAGCAGACGAAGCUCUUUGAGAAAAUAACACUUCCACUCCCCAGAAGCAGGCUGUCAGCAAACCAAGGACUGAGAUUCCCCCUCCAUUGGCCUACACCUCACUUGUUAUCAUAAGGGUCUUUGCAAGCUGUUUUGGUUUACAGAGUUGUCUUUAUUUAUCAGUAAGUCCUUAGGCCUCCUCUGGGUAAUUGAUGGAUCAAAUAAAGAUAUUUUUAAAAGCUACAGAAGGAGAAAAGGCAGAAGAAGGAAUAAAGAAUGUUGCAGUUGUUCCUGCCAUUGCUGGCACUAACAUUUGUUCAUUCAGUUAACUUUUACCCCUGGUCUACUCUGUACAAGUGAGCACAGAGCUGGAGAGGGCUCAGCUCCAGAGCUCCGGGAUCUUACUGAGUGCUGUAGGAAAAACAAGGUGUACAAAUAGCUGAAAUGGUGUGUGUUUUAAGUGCCAGAAAAGAUAUACACAGACUUAGGGAAAUUGAGAAGAGUGAGAGAUUAUUUCUGGCCACGGUGGUCAGGCAAGGCUCUGUGCAGUCGCUGAUAUUUGAGCUGGUUCUUGAACUAGGUAGGAUUUGGACAGGUGGACAGUGAGGGGUGGUGGGGGAGGUGUUGAGAGGGAGGACAUUCCAGGCAUAGAGAACAGCUUAGUCAAAGGCCCAGGGGUGCGGUGGGAGCGAGGGUCAGUUGUCCAUAUUUAAGCCCUUACCUAUGACAGACUUGCAAUCCAGGUGUGAAGAGGCAGUUUGCUAUGCAAUCCACAAAUAUUUAUUGAGCGUCUCUGGUCUACUAUACUUAGCCAUUCGGCAGAUGGCCCUGCAGCUUAAGCCAUCAGAAUGAAUGGGAUCAAUCUUGUGGCAAUUCAGUAGAUUGCUCCGUGAUCAGGACUAAAACCCACACAUCAGCUGCCAACUGGUUCAGUGAUACACAUGAACAUCGCAAGAAAUAAGAUGAUUUGCCUCAAAUUACCCAGCAUCGAGUUCCUCUCAUAGAGUUGUUUAGCAGAACCAAACUGGAAGGCUGUUGCUUCACUGGCUUCAUCUUUUUCUUAAACUUGAAAAGACUCUAGACGUAGACUCUAUAAUAAAGAAUAUGUUGCAUAUAUAUAUGCGGGUUUUUGGAGGGGAGAGAGGGAAUGUGAAGAUAGGAAGUGGAAGAGAGGAUAGACACGUAUUAAAACCAUGCUCAUACAAGUUGGACUCCAGGUGCUGCUUAGACUGCAGGUUCUUUGAGGCUAUAUUGACUGCUCACCGCUGUAAGUUAGCAGAGGGAGUGACGCAUAGUAGAUACGCAGCAAAUGUUUUAAUAAAUGUGCUAAUUGAGUUUAACCUUUUAUUACAUUGCAGAUACAGCUUAUCAUGGCUGGUAAACUGAAAGGAAUGAGGUUGGAGCUAUGACAACCAUUUCCCAAUAGAGAAAGGGGAAAUGAUUUGGAACAUUUUUAAUACUUCCUUUUGGAAAAUCUCAUUUUAAGGUUCCUGGGGGAAUCAGCACCCCUUUGGGGGCCUGAAUCUUCCAGAUAAACUCACCUGCCACUAACAGCCCCCAACCCUCCACCUUCCCAAUUCCCUCACCCUCUCCCUUCCUCCUACCAUACCCAAACCCCCAAUCAAAGAUAACCUGUUUGGACAUUAAGUUUUCUAAGCCAUCAUUAACCCUUUGGUUAACGUAAAUUAUAAUCAAUCCACGGUUAAGUUUAAUAGUGGCGGUAAUAAGCUUCAUGAAAGGAAAGACCAGAAACUCUGUGUAGUAUAAGUAUGCUUAUUAAAACAGAUAAUAAAGGAAAAAUGAAAUGAAAACAGUUACGUUAGGGAAUGAUAAAGUCAAUUGCUUUGCCAAGAAUUGCUCCAGUGGUUCAGUUUUCCAUGGUAUAUUUAAGUCUGUUACAAGUUAAUAGUUAUGUGACAGACUGUCUUAGAGACAAAUCUUAAGUCUGAAGAAUCACUGCCAAUUAAAGAUCAAUCAGAAAUUAUAAAAUAGGUCAAUAGGGAAAAAGGAUUAAGCAUAGACAAAUUCAGUAUUGGGAACUUUUCAGGAAUAUUCCAGUGACAUAAAGCAGAGAACCUGUUUAGUUUAGUAAUUGGUCUGGCUAGCACCCAGUUGCUUGUCGAAGUAAAGGGCAAGCUGCCUCUCCCUGCACAGAGCACACUUGCCUUCAGACAGGAUCUAAAAUAAACUGGCCUGGUUCAAGUAGACUAAAAUAACAGCUAGCACUUACUGUGUGCUUACCAUGUGCCAUGGCACAGCGCCUAGCACGUCAAAUAUGUUAUCUAAUUUAAUCUUCACUCUACCUCUGGGAGUACAGGACUAAUAGCUAGCUAAGAGCCAGCAUAUACUGAGUGCUUACUGUGUGCCUGAUACACUUGUAAGAAUAUGUAUUAAAUCAUUUGAUCAAUAUUCUUUGACGUGGUCAUAUUAUUAGUAAUAUUCUCAUUUUGUGUAGGAAGAAACUGAGUGAUAGGUGAUUAAAUCAUUUUCCUAGGGUCAAACUGCGAGUGACAAGUAGAAUCAGGGAAUUUGGAUUCAUGAUAGGCAGUAUGAAUCAGAACAUGAACUCUUGGAGUCAGCUUGUUAGGGGGUGUGAGUCUUGGAGUGUGACUGAUAAGCUGUGUGAUCUUGAACAAAUUACUUCACCUCUCUGGUCUCAUUUUCACCUUAUAAAAGGUGGAUGAUGCUGGUAGUACCCACCUUCUGGGGUGUUGUGAGACACAGAUGGAUUAAUAUUUGAACAGCACUUAUAAUAGUGCUUGGCAUGUAGUGAGUGCUAUAAAUAUAUCAGUGUCUGUUAAAUAAAAAUAAAGUGCAGUCUGGCUCCAGAGCCUAUGCUUUUAGCCCUUGUACUGUGCUGUCUUCUCCCAUGUGAUUUUAUCCUGUCUCUUUAACUGAUAUAUGUACCUUGAAGCCAGCCCCGCAGUAGCCACCCUGAACUCCCAUUCACUACACUUGCCAUACGUUCAGCCAAACUGGAAAGGGGAAUUUGGCAGGAGGGGUCCAGUGGGCUGGAGAUUUACCCUAGACCUUGGCACCUUUUUGAAGAUCUGUAACCCCAAUGUCAGCUGUUUCAGAAUUGUAGUGUCAAAAAUCUGGCUUCCACUGUCCGUUCUGUUGAAGGACAAAACAUCAAUAGUUAGCACAUCUUCCAUACUGAUGGCCCCAGGGCUUUUAAAAGUCUGAAUGAUGCCAUAAAAAUUUAAGCACACUCCAGACCAUCUCCGUCAUUACCCACAUCUUUGAUAUCAACCAGUAGUCUUCAGACUUUAAAGUUUAUCACAAUCACAUAGGGUUAAAAUGCAGAUUCCUGACACCAAUGGGUCUGUUUUGCUGUAUCUGGAAUGAAGUCCAGCAGUCUGCAUUUUUAAGGAACGCUUCAGGUAACUUCAUGCCCAUUGUCCCUUCACCACAUUUUGAGAAAUGGUGCUCUAGUGUAGCCAGACCUCCUCAAACAUCAAUGUGCCUACAGAUUGUCUGGCAUCUUGCUAAAAUGCAGAUUCCCAUCUAAGCAAGGUGCUAGACCUCAGGGCUGAUGUUGGCAGGCCACUCAGUAGUAGAUCUAAGACCUCUUGCCUAUGGCGAGGAGAAUGAUUAUGAGCCAAAGACAUCCCUGCUAGCUCAUGAAAGACUAAAGAAAGUAAUAAAAUGUGUGCGAGCUGAAGAGGCUUUUUUUUUCCAGUUUGCAAAAGAUCUUUACAGUGAGCAGAAAUUCUGAAAGAAAAAGGACAGUCACUUAUUUCUGCUGACUGGCCUAUAUCUUUUCAUAAAUGAAGUCCUGGGCCAGUGUUCAUAGCAACAGUUUUUGAUUUAAUGAUAAACUGAGAUAAGGGUAAUCAAACUUCAUGCUUCAGGGCAUAAGGUGAUUGCCUGCUGUGGUCAGGAUGGAAUUUUUUUCCCUUGUGCUUUGCACAAUUGACUAGAUGCAUUAGAGAGAGUGCUCAAGCCGUGCUUGGAAGAACUGGAGGCCCAGCAGAAUGCUCCGCUGGCUGAGAUCAUAAGGGAAAUGGUUUGGGUUGCGAUGAACAACCCCCAUCAUCAUUUGGCUUUAUCAUUUUUGUUUCAUAUUAAGAUUCUAUGUACCGUAUGUGUGUAUUUCUAUAAGCCCACAUUGAAGCUGGGAGCACACUGUAUUUGGAAGCAAAUGCCCUGUACUCCAGCCCUGGCCAACGAAAUGAGCUUCUAAGUUACCUAGGGAAAGUACUCUCCCCUUGCAGACUCAGUUUCUCCUCCUGUAGAUGCUUUACUGAUCCUCCACAAUUACAGUGAGCAUUGAAUAAGUCAAUAUGGAUGGAAGUGCUUCAUAAAAACCAGAUAGGUGCUGCUCCAGUGAAAAAUAUUAUUAUGAUAUAAUGAAAUAUGCUUUAUGGAAUCACUUUAUUAUAAUCAGCUAUCUAUAAAUUCAUACUUUGUGUGGUGACAUCAUAAACAUAAUGACAGCAAACAUUUAUUGAGUUCUUAAUCUGUGCCAAGUGCAGACAUUUUAUUUACAUUGUCUCAUAUAAUGCUCAUAUCAGCCUUUUGGGACACAUGCUUUUUUACUCCCAUUUUAUAGAUGAGGACACAGAUGCUCAAGGAGCAUCACUUAGUUUCCAGUCACCAUUGUAACAAAUUUCCACAAACACAUUGGCCUAAAACUACACAAAUAUAUGAAGUUAGUUCAGGAGGUCAGAAGUGUGAAACGGGUUUCCCUGAACUAAAAUCUGGAUAGCGGCUCCAGGAGAGAAUGUGGCCUUGCCUUUUCCAGCUUCUCAAGCUGUCUUCAUUUCUGCACAUGUGACCCCUUUCCUCCAUCUUCAAAGUCAGCGAUCCUGUGACUGAGACUUCUUCCAUAGUCACUUCUCCUUCUCUGACUCUGCUGCCUUUCUCUUCCAUCUUUAAAGGAUCCUUGUGGUUAGCAUGGGACCACUCAGAUAAUCCAGGAUAACCUCCCUAUUUUAAUAUCCAUUACUUAAUUAUAGAUCCCUCUUGCCAUCUAAGGCAGCGUAUUCACCCUCAGGGAUUAGGACAUGGACAUCUUUGAGGGGUGUGGACGUUAUUCCUCCUCCCACAGUGAAGUACACCUUGGUAGAAGCAUGCAGCCAGAGUCAGAAUUCACACCCAAGGCUGUCACUUAAAAGUCCACCGUCUCAACUACUCACCAGUAACCCUUCAAUUUAAUCAGUAAAGGAAACAAUAAAAUCAUAGAACAUGAAUGGUCAGGAAAGCCCUGUUGCUUUUACAGUAAUCCACUAGGGACUUGUAAAUAUAAUCAUCAUAGAAGUAACAACAGAAACAUUGACUUCCUGAUCUUGAAAUCCUGCUUUGUACUAAGCAUACGACGUGUAGUCAUUUAUUUCUUUCUUCUGAGGGUGUAUAUUAUUUAUCCGAUUAACCAGAUUUACAGGGAUCCCUGAAUCCAUUUGUCUUUCACUGGAUAACUGAAGGAACAAGGAGAAAUCUGGGGCCAAGGGACAACUGUGGAGGUCUAUAGAAAUGUGUUUUAAUGGAACUACUAGCUCAGCAAUGGGUAGUUAAAGAAGAAUAUCAGGGGCAGCUGGGCCAUCGUUUUCUGGCUCUGGCACUGCCUCUUGGCCGAUUGGAUGGGGUUCAUCAGGUAAAAUCACCCCACUGCAUCCACUGAUGACCAAGACCAUCUCCAGCCUGUGAAGAUUGAUACCCACAGAGGGCAGUCAGACAAUCAGGAGCCUGUAUUCUGCUAGGUUUCCAAAGAACUGUAGAAAGUUAUCAGAGAUCCCUUCCUCACUCUCUUACCCAUGUCCCACUCCUCUCUUCACCACACACUUAGCUAACCUCUGAGGUUUAAUGUAAUUUUAAAGUUCAAAAUGUGUGCUCAUUACUGAAAAGGCUGUCAGAGCAAUUUGAAAACAGAGGAGGAACACAGAGCUGGAAGUCUGGAGAAACACAGCCUAGCUGAACUGUUAGACAACCAGAUUGUCUGUGGACAAGGACUGGCCUUGCUAGCCUUAGUUUUCUCCUUAGAACAGAGGUGGUUAUGGGCAGGAGAGAGUCUAUGUGACCUCCAGAGUUCUUUCUGGCAGUAAGAUCCAUUAAUGUCAUGUUUAUCUUCCUAUUUUAAUUAUCUAGUCAGUACAAUCAAAUAACAUGCUGAUUUUAGAAAAUAUGAAUCUACUUCAUGAACAUGCAUGUAGCUCUCUGUGAAAAGAGACAGACAUACAGAUAGCCCAACUUGUCAAAUUUAUUAUGGCCAUUUACAUUUUAUAACACUUUGCCCUUUUCUUUUGGGAUCACUUAAACUUCAUUGCUGCUAAUGUAGUUUUUAGACUCAAUUUUCAGAAAUACAUAGAUAAUAUUUUCAGUUAGCAGUAAUUGCACCUUAUUCAGCUCUCAGGAGUUGAUGUGUUACCGUUGCUCAAUUUCCCUGUAAUUUUCAGUUAUAUCCACAAAGAGCCGCCCCCCCAUCCCCCACCACCAAUUGAAUGUGUAGAACUGAGAGGGCAAAUGAGUUUCAAAGUAGAGAGCCAAACUUGACUUACUGGUAGUGGCUGUUGCAGCUUGUGUUACAGAAAUUUGUAGGCCUGCAUCCAAGGUCAAAGAGAAAGAGAAUGCCUUUAUAAAUUAGCAAAGUGUUCUAUGAAAAAGGGAAAGUGUAUGGUAGCCCUCAUUGAGCAUGGUCUUUGUACAGGUUGAUAAGUACUUAAUGCAGAUGUCAUUUGAAGUGAUGUCCCAGCUAGCUGCAAGAAGAGAUCCAUGGGGAAGGCAGAUAAGUAACUCCCAAUGCAUAAAGAAGCUUGGUAAUUAUUACUUUACCCAGUUCUUGCAAUUUGAUUUAUUUUGUUGCCUAUUCCCUCAAUUAUUCUUGCUAUCUUUAACACUCCAUCAAAGAUUCAAAAUAUAUGGUAAAUAAUUAUGCUACUAUAGAUACCGCCUUCACUACACAUAUAUGUAUAUGUAAGUAUGUACAUAUGCCCACACUACACAUAGGUGUAUGUAAAUGUAGACAUAUGUAAAAAUAUAACUCACCACAUAAAGGCAUGUGCCUCUGCAGAGAUUUCAAAUGAUAGCCUUCAAAGUCAGACAGAUGUAGGUUGGAAACUCAUCCUGUUUGCUUAACAGACAUGAGAAAUUGGGUGUCUCACUAGACCUCUGAGUCUUAGUUUCGUUUUCUGUAAAAUGGAGAAAAUAUUCUUAAAGAGAUGUGAAAUCAGUUAAAUAUAAUGCAUGGAAACUGACCAUCACAGCUCCUAGAACACAAUAAGGUGCUCAGUCAUGUUGGGUUUUCCAUUGUUAGUAUGCUUUGGACUACAAGUAAGAGGAAACCUAAUUUAAAAUUGCUUCAACAGUUAAGAUCUUAUUAAAUCACAUAGUAAGAAGUCCUGAAAUGUGGUUGCCCCAAGGUUAGCUAAUUCUUUGGCUAAACAGUUAUCAAAGACUCAAGUGUUUUCCAUGUUUCUUCUCUGCCAUUCUCAGCCUAUUAACCUUCUCCUUUGCUAGCUCCUUUCUGCUCCUAAUCAGACUGGUACAUUCCAGAUGAGAAUCCAACAGAUGAAGAGACAAACUCUCCCAGGAAACCUUUCCUAGUAGCAGAGUUCCCCUGGGUCUCAUUGGAUAGCAUCAUAUCACCUGCUCAUAUCUGAAGCCUAAAGCAGUCUUGGGCAGAGUAAUGGACCACCUCAGUUGACCCAAAUGGGAGAGAUUGGCUUACCAGUGGAUACAUAAACAAAAUCAGCAUUUUGUUACAGAGUACUAUACAUUGUUAUUUAUACAUAUUACCUACACACAGUGUACAUUAAACAUAUUUGUGAAUGUGCUCACACUAUCCAAAGUUUGGUGUUUAGCCAGCAAUAUUUUUCUGCAUGAUUUGAAAAUUUUGCAUACUUGGAAGAGAAUUUGUAUUUGAUUAGGCAAUUAAAAAAAUAAAAGACAUGACAUUGUAAGAAAAUGCUAUAAAAAUGUAGGAUGGGUUCAUAAAAUGACUUUGCUUUCAGUAUGCUUCCAUAUUUUUUUUCUGUAGCUUCUUUUAAAUGAGAAAUAAGAUACCCCUGCCAGAUUAACACUUUGACACAUCAUAGUAAACACAAGCCAUAAUUAUGAAGGCACUUUUAUCUCAUAAGAGGUGGAGACACAAAUGCUAACUCGAUUCUCUUCAAUUCUGUAAGACAUUUCAUGAUUAUAAAUUCACAUUUUUUUCAUGGUUCCUACUUCAAAAAAACAACCCUUAAAGCUCUAAAGUUAGUUUUGUAGUGUUUCUGUUACGUGAUAAAUUCUGUAUCUACUUUUUUUUUUAUCUUUCUUAUCACUUAAUGAAAUACAUUACAGACUACCUGAGUGAAACUUUUGGCCUGGCUCCAGGUCCUCCUUCACCAUGUCCUGUUUAACCUCUUUUCCUGGUACAAUAAUACAAUAAAUCAGUCCUGAGAUAUCAUAAAAUACGGAUGAAGAGGCUCCUCCUUUACCUCUCUUUGUACAGCUGAUGUUUCUUUGCAAGAGGCUAUAAAAAUUAACCACCUAGAUUUUCAAUAUCUGAAAUUUCUACUUUCAGUGUUUUAUAGUUGCAUUUCUGUUCACCAAGGUAAAACUUCACUUAGGCUUUAUUGAAUACAAGUCUUGUUCCCUAAGGAAAAGCAAUCACCCUUGUUUCGCUGCUCUCCCUAUUCAGCCCGCACAAUUUUCCUUCUCAACAAUGCAUCCUUGUGAGUCCAAAGAGUCCUGAGUUCAAAUUCUGCCUCAGCCACUUAACCUCUCAGAGCCUGGUUUCCUCAGUGGGAAGUUAGGAUAAUAUUUCUGCCAAAUAAGGAUGUUAUUAUAUUUUCAGGAAGACUAUAUGCAAGGCACUUAGCAUGGUAUCUGACAUAAACUCAGUAAGUUGUAAUAGUUUUGGUUUCAUUUACUAUUUUCAAAUCAAUGAUGUUUGGCAAUAUAUGAAAUAUUCAUAUAUGAAAGACUUAUGGAUUUUGUACAUGGAUUUGUUCACCCCAACCAAAAGUAUUUGGGUGGCUAUUUCUAAAAGCAUAAAGAGACAGAGAAUAUAUCAGAACAAUUCUGGUAAGCAGGUGGCAUUUAUUGAGCCCAUCAGAACACAGAAGCAGCACCACAUGUACAUGUGGCCACUCAGUAUUUAACAUGAUUCUGGUGACUGGUAUGUGGUGGGGUGGGAAGGUUUAUCAUGUUGUGAAGUAUUUUCAGAUGAUGAAUUUUGGAACUUAAAUAAUGGACAAAGUACUCAUAGUAACUUACUGGAUUAGCUCAACCUGACUCUCAGUCUUAGUAGUAAUUUUUAAGAUGCUUCUAAGUCCUGUACUCACUCACUUAUUCAUUCAUUUAUCCAUGCAAUGGAUAAUUUUAGAGCAUCUUCAGUGCUCACGGGACUUUUCUUCCCCUUUCUCUUCAAAGCGUCAAAGUCCAGUGAAUCAUGGAACAACUUCAUGCAGCAUCAGUUUCCUGGGUAUGUGACCUGCAGCUGCACUUGGUCCCAUGCUUGCAAUGUUCUGCUGUUACCAUCUUGAAAUUCUUAAAUUUUUUUUUUAACAAGGAGAAACACAUUUUUAUUUUACACUGGAUCCUGCAAAUCACAUAGCUGGUCCUGACUUCUCCUUUUCACCAAUGCCAUUUACUCUGUAUUGAUCUGAGUAAGCAGAUGUGAGUUGGAAAGAGCCACAGACUCUGAGUCUUGAGUCCACACCGUGACACAUACUCAGGAAACUACCUAAUUUCUGGUCCUUGGUUUUCUCAGCUGUGAACUAAGGUGGACUACACAUGGUCUCUGGGAACAUGGCUGUAAUCUUGAUACCUCAGGAGUAUAAGACAUAGAUAAAAUAAUGCCAGACCUGGGUUUGAAUUGUAAGUGUGGUGAUUCUACUUUCAAAACUAGAAAUUAUGGGGAUUAUGGGAAUUAUGGGACCAAAAUAAAAACAGAAAUUUGCACUCUUCCUGAAAUAGAUGAGCUGUAUAGCUGAAAUCUUUGACUUCUAGCCUAGGCCUUUAUGCAGUUUGGUGGUUUUUAAAAUAUAAAACCAAACUGAUUGAGCACUGGUAUUAUUCUGCUCAUUUCAUUUAGAUCUAUCCUUUCGUUUCUAUAGAUUUUAUGCUGAUUUCCCAGAGGAGACUUAACUCACUCCUGUACUUUUGCCACACUUAAAAAAAAAAAUCUAUAGCCAAGAUGUUAAAACGCUAAUAUACAAAUACUGGCAUUACUGAGGAUUUUCUAAUUUUCAGCCCAGGAAGUUUUGCGUGUUGGGAGAUUAUAACAAAAAUAUGUUGCCAGCCCUCUGGCAUGGAUACUAACCAAUCAAAACAGACCCCACAAUGUGGUACAAAGUGAUGGGCAGCCCUCCAGUCUGACGUUUCAACAGUAACUUUUAGAGAAGGCACUACGGUAUAGUCAUCUUGGCCCAAAUAUCUAUUCUCUAGAGACCCAGACAAGAUGCAAGAAAGACAUACCAUUAAACCCAGUGAGUCUGUGUUUAUUCAGUGUGGGAACCAAGAGUCCUCCUAGUUCAGUCAGCUCGCACCUCUGCAAGCACUGCUACAAAGUCUUUAUUAAAAGUUAUAGCUGUUUAAUACCAGACACGGACUUCAGAUACACUUGUUUUUCAUCAGCUUAAGGUCACUGACAAAUGGAAAUGAUAAAAGGCAUUUCAAAGAAAACAACUCUAAAUUAACUGAGACUCCAAAAUCAUCAUUUUUAGAUACACCUUCAGUUCUGCGUGAAGCCAUCAUUUGCUUGAGCAGAUUUGAGAUCACAGGAGAAUUCAAUGCUCAGAGUGCCUCUAAUCACCCACCUAAAUAUUUGCAUCAUUAAGUUAGUCUCUCCACUUUGUGAGCCUGCUAUCGGCCUGAAGAGAUGGGGAGAUUUUCUAUGAUGGUAAAAGGCCACAAACAACUCCAGUGUAAGUCAGAAUAUCAAGCCAAUUAAGAUCAUAGCAAUGACACUUAGUUCUACACAUUUCAUCCCUUAACUAUUAAGCAAUUUUUACUUUGACACUGAUCAAGAGGUGUUAAUGCAGAUUCUUUUAAACAACUCAAGUGAUUUAGGAUGCGUAUAAAAGGCAGAGGGAGAGAGGGGGAAUGAUCACCUUUUCUACUUUCCAGAGCUGUAAGUCUUUGGUCCCCUUAAAAUUCGUUAUCCAGUUUGUGGGGUUCAUUUAUUUACUUAGUUUAAUGUAAUUGUAUUUAAUUUAAUUUAAUUUUGGUGGAGAACAUUCUGACUUCAGUCUGUUGGUCUGUUUUAUUGUGUAGCAGUAGGCUGUUUCGCUUAGAAGUCUACUAAGAAAGAAGGGAGUUUACAUUUCAGCUCCCAAGCCCCUAAUGGUUGACUGACUAAUAUGUUUACAUGUGUAUUAGGAUUAAGUGGGCUGAUUUGAAAAGAGCCACAGAGAUAAGUGAAGUCUGACUUCUUGUUGCCCUAACAGAGGCAGGAUUGCAGAAUCACCCUUAUCAGCUAUGAUUAUCUUAUGACUGACAAAAAUGCUCAAUGUGACCAAAUUUUGAAAUAGAUUCAGUGUUCCAAGCAGCUAAUUAUCUUCAAAGUAAAAUAUGAACAAGUCUUGUGUGUAGAAAUUAGUUUAUAAAAAUACAGAUUUACUGUUUUGCUACAUAUUCAGAUAGGAAUUUACUUAAUGCUUAGUUUGUUGCUUAUUUGGAUCCUGGUGAUGUAGGGUGAUGACUCCAGCAAAGAGCAAGAAGGCUGGCAGAGAAAAUGUUCUUACUCCCUGCUGCCACACACACAGGACUUUAAGAGGGACUUUGGAAUUUGGAUGAGCCAGGUCUUCAUUCUCCACUGCCCCAUGCAUGUUUUAGAGUUGAGGAAGAUCUUAAAUGCCAGUAUUUGAACAACUGGAGUACAAAUAUUUUUGGCUUUAAAUAUCUAAGUACACAAUUGCAAUCAGUUUUUCAUUUGCUUUUAUUGGUGUAGAUUUGACCACUGAGAAGUUUAAGCCAGGUUUUCUUUCUCCUGUGUGACUGUAAUUCUUAACUUUUAUUACAAAAGACAAUCCCUGUAAUACCAGCACCAGGAGAACAGCGGUGAUUUUGAAUUGGCAUGGAUCUUUGUGAAAAUCAGAUUAAAGUUCACUCCAAAAAUAGGAAUUGCUGUUGCUAAUUUUAUUUUAGCACUUUAUAUUUCAGAAGCUUGGGAAGGAAAAAGUAGGAGGUAGAAAGGAAAAAGUAGGAGAUAAGAAGAAAAGAGUGAGCGAAAAUUAUAAUAUACUAAUUUAGCUGAAAUCUCUUAAUUACCUUAGUGUUUUCUUAGGGCACAUCCACAGUAUAAAUAAAACAAAACAUGAUCAAGGACUUGUUCUCUAGGAAGUUAUCGUCUAGAAUAAAUUACAUAUUUCAAAAAUCAUAUCCCAAGUACUGGUUCUUGGAUUUAUUCAACAGACAAUAACUCUCUUCACUAAGAAAAUGGGCUGUUUAUUUGGAUAGAAGGUAACUUAAUGCUUUUUAGUGGAACAUCUUACAAUCCUCCCUUUUUUAAAUGUUAAACUUAUAAAGCAUUGCUUUUAAAAGAGAAAAUCUAAAAUAACUUAAAUUUUUCUUUAGCUGUUUCCUUCAAGUGUUUGUCUAUAUACAUCUCCAGUUUUAUAAAGUUGUGAUCAGUGAACAUACAACUUCAUAUUCUGAUUUUUUUCCCUUCCUAGUAUUGCAUCAUAAGCUGAAGAUUACUGGUUUUCAUUAUUAUUAUCUGAAUAAUUGCAUCAUAUUUCAUGAGGCUGGUGUAAUAUACUUUUAACUACUUCUCUAUGUUUAGAAUUUUAAGCUGUGUCCAGUUUGUUCACCAUGAUAAAAAAGCUCCUCCCUCUAAUAAGUUUCAUUUUUUCCCUUCCUACUUUAGAUUAUUUGCUAAGGGUAAAUCACCAGAAAUAAAAUUACUGAGUCAAAGGUAGCUCAGUGGCAUUUCUGGGCAGGGGCUACCCUGACUUCACCUUGGCCCACCAUGAGGGUCUUCCUGCUUUGUGCCUACAUACUGCUGCUGAUGGUUUCCCAGUUGAGGGCAAUCAGCUUUCCUGAAGAUGAUGAACCUCUUAAUACUGUCGACUAUCACUAUUCAAGGCAAUAUCCGGUUUUUAGAGGACGCCCUUCAGGCAAUGAAUCGCAGCACAGGCUGGACUUUCAGCUGAUGUUGAAAAUUCGAGACACACUUUAUAUUGCUGGCAGGGAUCAAGUUUAUACAGUAAACUUAAAUGAAAUGCCCAAAACAGAAGUAAUACCAAGCAAGAAACUGACAUGGCGAUCAAGACAACAGGAUCGAGAAAACUGUGCUAUGAAAGGCAAGCAUAAAGAUGAAUGCCACAACUUUAUCAAAGUAUUUGUUCCAAGAAACGAUGAGAUGGUUUUUGUUUGUGGUACCAAUGCCUUCAAUCCCAUGUGUAGAUACUAUAGGUUGAGUACCUUAGAAUAUGAUGGGGAAGAAAUUAGUGGCCUGGCAAGAUGCCCAUUUGAUGCCAGACAAACCAAUGUUGCCCUCUUUGCUGAUGGGAAGCUGUAUUCUGCCACAGUGGCUGACUUCUUGGCCAGUGAUGCUGUUAUUUAUCGAAGCAUGGGUGAUGGAUCUGCCCUUCGCACAAUAAAAUAUGAUUCCAAAUGGAUAAAAGAACCACACUUUCUUCAUGCCAUAGAAUACGGAAACUAUGUCUAUUUCUUCUUUCGAGAAAUUGCUGUCGAACAUAAUAAUUUAGGCAAGGCUGUAUAUUCCCGUGUGGCCCGCAUAUGCAAAAAUGACAUGGGUGGAUCCCAGCGUGUCCUGGAGAAACACUGGACUUCAUUUCUGAAGGCUCGGCUGAACUGUUCUGUCCCUGGAGAUUCGUUUUUCUACUUUGAUGUUCUGCAGUCUAUUACAGACAUAAUACAAAUCAAUGGCAUCCCUGCUGUGGUCGGGGUGUUUACCACACAGCUCAACAGCAUCCCUGGUUCUGCUGUCUGUGCAUUUAGCAUGGAUGACAUUGAAAAAGUAUUCAAAGGACGGUUUAAGGAACAGAAAACUCCAGAUUCUGUGUGGACAGCAGUUCCCGAAGACAAAGUCCCAAAGCCAAGGCCUGGCUGUUGUGCAAAACACGGCCUUGCCGAAGCUUAUAAAACCUCCAUCGAUUUCCCGGAUGAAACCCUGUCAUUCAUCAAAUCUCAUCCCCUGAUGGACUCUGCUGUUCCACCCAUUGCCGAUGAGCCCUGGUUCACAAAGACUCGGGUCAGGUACAGACUGACAGCCAUCGCGGUGGACCAUUCUGCCGGGCCCUACCAGAACUACACAGUCAUCUUUGUUGGCUCUGAAGCUGGCAUGGUACUUAAAGUUCUGGCAAAGACCAGUCCUUUCUCUUUGAACGACAGCGUAUUACUGGAAGAGAUUGAAGCCUACAACCAUGCAAAGUGCAAUGCUGAGAAUGAGGAAGACAAAAAGGUCAUCUCAUUACAGUUGGAUAAAGAUCACCACACUAUAUAUGUGGCAUUCUCUAGCUGCGUUAUCUGCAUCCCCCUCAGUCGCUGUGAGCGUUACGGAUCAUGUAAAAAGUCUUGUAUUGCAUCUCGUGACCCAUAUUGUGGCUGGUUGAGCCAGGGAUCCUGUGGUAGAGUGACGCCAGGGAUGCUGCUGUUAACCGAAGACUUCUUUGCUUUCCAUAACCACAGUGCUGGAGAAUAUGAGCAAGACACAGAAUUUGGCAACACAGCUCAUCUAGGGGACUGCCAUGAAAUUUUGCCUACUUCAACUACACCAGAUUACAAAAUAUUUGGCGGUCCAACAUCUGACAUGGAGGUAUCUUCAUCUUCUGUUACCACAGUGGCAAGUAUCCCAGAAAUCACACCUAAAGUGAUUGAUACCUGGAGACCUAAACUGACAAGCUCUCGGAAAUUUGUAGUUCAAGAUGAUCCAAACACUUCUGAUUUUACUGAUCCUUUAUCGGGUAUUCCAAAGGGUGUACGAUGGGAAGUCCAGUCUGGAGAGUCCAACCAGAUGGUCCACAUGAAUGUCCUCAUCACCUGUGUCUUUGCUGCUUUUGUUCUGGGGGCAUUCAUUGCAGGUGUGGCAGUAUACUGCUAUCGAGACAUGUUUGUUCGGAAAAACAGAAAGAUCCAUAAAGAUGCAGAAUCCGCCCAGUCAUGCACAGACUCCAGUGGAAGUUUUGCCAAACUCAAUGGUCUCUUUGACAGCCCCGUCAAGGAAUACCAACAGAAUAUUGAUUCUCCUAAACUGUAUAGUAACCUGCUGACCAGUCGGAAAGAGCUACCACCCAAUGGAGAUACUAAAUCCAUGGUAAUGGACCAUCGAGGGCAACCUCCAGAACUGGCUGCUCUUCCCACUCCUGAGUCUACACCUGUGCUUCACCAGAAGACCCUGCAGGCCAUGAAAAGCCACUCAGAAAAGGCCCAUGGCCAUGGGGCUUCAAGGAAAGAAACCCCUCAGUUUUUUCCCUCUAGUCCGCCACCUCACUCCCCGUUAAGUCACGGGCACAUCCCCAGUGCCAUUGUUCUUCCAAAUGCUACGCAUGACUACAACACAUCUUUCUCAAACUCCAAUGCUCACAAAGCCGAAAAGAAGCUUCAAAACCUUGAUCACCCUCUCACAAAGUCAUCCAGUAAGAGAGAUCACCGGCGUUCUGUCGAUUCCAGAAAUACACUCAAUGAUCUCCUGAAGCAUCUGAAUGACCCAAAUAGUAACCCCAAAGCCAUCAUGGGAGACAUCCAAAUGGCCCACCAGAACUUAAUGCUGGAUCCCGUGGGAUCCGUGUCUGAGGUCCCACCUAAAGUUCCUAACCGGGAGGCAUCACUGUACUCCCCUCCUUCAACUCUCCCCAGAAACAGCCCCACCAAGCGAGUGGAUGUCCCCACCACUCCUGGAGUCCCAAUGACUUCUCUGGAAAGACAAAGGGGUUAUCACAAAAAUUCCUCCCAGAGGCACUCAAUAUCCGCUAUGCCUAAAAACUUAAACUCACCAAAUGGUGUUUUGUUAUCCAGACAGCCUAGUAUGAACCGUGGAGGAUAUAUGCCCACCCCCACCGGGGCAAAGGUGGACUAUAUUCAGGGAACACCAGUGAGUGUUCAUCUGCAGCCUUCCCUCUCCAGACAGAGCAGCUACACCAGUAAUGGCACUCUUCCUAGGACGGGACUAAAGAGGACGCCGUCCUUAAAACCUGAUGUGCCACCAAAGCCUUCCUUUGUUCCUCAAACCCCAUCUGUCAGACCACUGAACAAAUAUACGUACUAGGCCUGAAGUGUGCUAUUCCCAUGUGGCUCUAUCUCGUCCAUGUUGUUGACAGGAUGAUGUUGUUACCUUAAACAAGAGACUCGCUUGUAUUUUAAGAGAAGCAAGUGGCCAAAGAAACUCUUUCUAACUUUGGCAACAUCAGAACUUGCCACAUGUAGCUACUGCAGCAAGGCUUCUGUGUACUUGCCUGAAAACAAAGGAAGGUGCUGGUCAUUCCAUUUCUUUUGUUUGAAGCUAAAGAGAUGUGUAGCUCCCAGGGGCUACCUUACCAGUAUAAAGAGCUGAUAACAGUACUCAGACGAAUCUGUGAACAAAUACUUGAAAAUGGGUUCAAUGUAGACUGCCAUUAUGUGUGGUCUUCCCAUUAAAUGUGAACGUUUUAAUAUGUAUGCAUUCACCUUGCCUCUUGCACAAAUGUCAAAAAAAAAAUAAGAUGGUAAUGUCUCAAAGAAAUGAACUUGUAGAUUACCAGGCAGUUUGCUAAAAAUUCAAUCUUUGACCCCAACUGUAGCAUUUCUUUUCAUGUGUGGCAUUUUUUUUCAUGCCACCAACAAACUUGUUGCGCACACGUGUGCGCGCGUGUGUGUGUGUGUGUGUGUUCAUUCUGUUCCCACUAGGAUCUGUUUAGGUGCCCAUUGCAUCUUUUUGUGCUAUGGAGUUGUUUACAUAGAGCAUGACUGAACAAGAAACAAUAACUACUUCCUACAGGAGUCCAUUGGGUUCAGCUUUGAAAAAGGAAUAGAAUCAAGGCUCCUCUGACCAUCAGAAUGAUGAACUUUACUUAUGUGGUACCCAAUGCCAGAAUGUAAGAGUUGCAAGUGAUUUUGUGCUGCUAUUCGUUAAAACUUCUAUUCCAGUCUUGCCAGCUUAAGGAGAUCAAGAUAUUAAGAGGUAUCCUUGAUUUAUUUUUCAGUAUUCAGUAGUAAAAUUUACCUGUCCACUGUGAAUCAAAGCCUGAGUCACUCUAUUUAACCUUGGACACACUAACAAGGUUUUAUUUUGAUUAUGUUUGGUUUUUUUUCCGCAUAGUAAAAUUUCUCCUCCUUUAACUCUUCCUACCCACCAAGGUAAACAAAACAAAACAAAACCAAAAAAUAUAGAAGACAAAAGACAUAUGAAAGGAAUUGUAAUUGGCUCAACAGAAACAGUCUGUGAAAACCUAACAGUGAUGCAAUCAUGUUGUCCAUGUUGUGUUAUGUGGGAAUUUUCUCCCAAGUCAUGCAGGUAAUGACAAUAUACUGUAAAUACCACAUGUGAGUUUACCUGAAUCUGUGCAUUUUGUGCCUUAUUCAUGAGAAUGAUAGAAGUACUAAAAUCUGUCAAGUGUUUUCAGUAGAGCACAUUAUUUACUGAGUGCCAGUUGUAAAUGUUUUUCAACCAGCACCUGAAAAGACUGUUUUCAAAAAAUCACAGAAACAAUCUAGAACAAUUAAUUGUUACAUAAUCCACCCUCAGAGCAGCAUUACAUUCUUUGCCAUGAUAAACAUUCCACUCCUGCUUUCCUAAGGAUGAAACAGUGAUAAUGUGAACUCAAAUGAGGUUUCCUGGGUAACGUGACACCUGCGGAAACUAUAUAGCGUCAUUUAUACAUAGUUUGGCAGAAACCACUUAUGGUUGAUGAUGUGCAACCCUGCUGACUGUUUCAGUAAUAUGCUGCACACCACACAAUUGUUUAGUGAACCAAAUCUAGAAAGUACCAAGGCAGAGGAAUGCUCCUGAUGUAGUCAGGCAAAUGAGUUCGACUGAUUUCUUGGGAUAAUAAUGUUUGUACCUAUUACUUGGAGGAGGACAGGCUGCAGAAGACUGGAUCAUUUUUAUACAGAAUGUGAAAUACUGAUACAGUUAUUUUUUUUUUUUUUUUUUAAAAAGAACAUUGUCUUAUAAAGAACAUGAUUUCCGGUGAUCUCUGGAAGCGCUAAAGCUAAAAUUUCUGAAAUACUUCAGCUUUGCAACUAAAAUAUUACAGAUUAAUAAAUUAAACCAACCAAUGAUAAACAGUACUCAGUCCACCAACAACGUUUGAAUUCACCUUACCAAUAUUAAUCCCAGUGUGUGUAAAACGGAACAGUAACUCUGUGUGACCCAGAUAACAUUUUGUAACAUUGUGCUUCCUUGUAGUUUGUAAUGUGAUUUCAAUCAGUAUUUAUGUUGAAAUUUCUAACAUUAAAUCUAGUCUCUAUCCUGUUAAUUUAAUUUUUAAAUGCUUUAUCCAUUUGUGCAAAGGUAAACGCAGAUUGUAUCUUUUUUAAUGGUACGGCAUAAAAAGUAACCCUACAGUGAAGUGGCUCUAUACUGUUUUAUAGAGUACUUUAACAUGUAUAGAUAUCUUGUAAACUUGUAUUGUGGAUGUGUAAAUAAUAUGUACUUUGGGUUUUUAACACCGCAUGUAAAGUCAAAAUAAAAUAUACAAAUCAUUA
Sapajus apella (tufted capuchin) is the source of this 19548-nucleotide messenger RNA. RefSeq names its product semaphorin 6D (gene SEMA6D). The record is from RefSeq and is a predicted model, not a curated record. Gene Ontology annotation, molecular function: chemorepellent activity; semaphorin receptor binding. NCBI's taxonomy places the organism in Eukaryota, Metazoa, Chordata, Mammalia, Primates, Cebidae. Gene Ontology annotation, biological process: positive regulation of cell migration; neural crest cell migration; semaphorin-plexin signaling pathway. The transcript has 19 exons. The coding region runs from base 13871 to 17131 and encodes 1086 amino acids.